UGUUGGAGUUGUCAUCCUGGUUACAUGUGAGGGAGCUAUGAAGGUAAAAGAGCAGCAAAACUCAAGAGCACGUAGAUGUGAAUUUGAGAACUUGUACGAUAUAUAUACGUAUGUGUAAGCGAUCACGGAUUGAGAGGAAAAAUCAUGGGCUCCGAAUUUUCACAAGAGGACUAUGAGAGGUCUGCUCUUUCAAUUUAUGAAAACGCUUUACAGCAUCAAGCAUGCCUCUUACCAGAUGUAGGCAUAGAUGAGUCUGUGCUGAAAUAUUCUGGUACCGACUCUAAUGCGGUGCUGCAGGCUUUUUCUAAGGAGAUGCUCAAAACGGUUCCAGACUACAUCGGUAAGCUGGGAUCCGUUUUGUCUCCGAUGACUUCAAAUGCUGUUGGACUUGGAGCUUUGAUGAUUUCUAUGAUCAUAGAGAUCAGCAUCAAGGCCAACACUCAGACAAGUGAUGACACAUACAACAUGUUGCGACGUGUGUUUGGUGAAGAGAAAGCUUCGAGUGUCCGGGACACAAUGUCAGAGUAUCUGAAACGCCAUCGCAUGUACCUGAACAAAGACCGACAAUUACUAGAGGAAAUAAGCAGACUGGAAAAACAGCUGAGCAAUCAUCUCACCAUUCUCAGAAACUCCCUGAUGCAUGACAGACAGAUGAGCAGCCGUGGGUUCAAAAUCUGGGUCAACGGAGCCGCCUUCCACGUCCAGAUGUUGAUCCACGAGGCUCGACUGAAUAUUCAGACUGGUAAACCUGCAUCAGAAUAUCUUAAUAUUAUCGAAGCUGCAAUCGAUGUGUAUUUACAGAACCUGGAUCACUUGCUGGACAAAUACAAGACCUACAAGAGCAAUUCAAAUAUGUUUUAUAGUCAAGACAUAAUUGUGGGUGCUUAUACUAUUUCGCUCCUGUCACCAAAUCAGAAUGUAUUAUGAAAAAUUAUGAAGUAGAAUGGUGUGCCAUGAAUGUUGAUUAUGCUUCUCCUCGCCCGUGUAAGACACAAAACGUUCUAACGACUUUAAUGGAUAUUGUUUACUCAAAAUAUGAACCGAUCAAAGGCUUAAAGAGUUAUUUUUUAAAUAUCAAGAACAACCUCAACUCUCUGAUCCAUCAACGUGGUUCAUUCACUCUGCCGUCAGCAGCAGGUUAGUUUAGAGACUUGGGUUUAAAUAUCACUGAUGAACAUGACACAGUAAAGGACAAAAAAAUAAUAAUUUUAAGGAAAACAAUUGUGUAACAGCCCGGUUGAAGAAUAAAGGAUUUAACUCAUUCA
Molecule: messenger RNA, 1265 nt
Organism: Carassius auratus (goldfish)
Lineage: Eukaryota; Metazoa; Chordata; Actinopteri; Cypriniformes; Cyprinidae
Exons: 1
Coding region: 145-927 (260 amino acids)
Source: RefSeq, a predicted model, not a curated record